Messenger RNA from Girardinichthys multiradiatus, 1495 nucleotides. RefSeq lists its product as uncharacterized. The transcript is spliced from 3 exons. The record is from RefSeq and is a predicted model, not a curated record. The coding region runs from base 106 to 921 and encodes 271 amino acids. Lineage: Eukaryota; Metazoa; Chordata; Actinopteri; Cyprinodontiformes; Goodeidae.
AAUCCUGUUUUUCCAAACAUCCGCUGCAUUGCAUUACAAAGACUUCAAACCCUGAAGAGGAGAUGUAAUAGAGAUGUUACAUUUUAACAGGAAUAUACAGACUUUAUGAGCAACAUGCUGCAGCCAGGCUAUGAAGAAAGCGUACCCAUUGAUGAACAGUCUUCAGACAGGGAAAAGGUGUGGUACAUUUCCCACCAUGGAGUAUGUCACCCAACCAAAGGAAAGCUCCGUGUUGUAUUUGACUGUGCAUGCAUGUAUAAAGGAACAUCGCUUAACAGUCAACUUAACUCACUUACUGGGGUCCUCCACAGGUUCAGAGAAGAGCUUGUUGCUGUUUUGGCUGACAUCCACGCCAUGUUCCACCAGGUGUGGUUUCCACACAAACAUGUCAACUUUCUGCGAUUCAUCUGGUGGCCAAAUGGAGAUGCAAACAAUGAACCACAAGAAUACAGGAUGAGAGCACACUUAUUUGGAGCUGUAUCUUCACCAAGUUACUCCCUGAGUUACUCAAAUUAUGCUCUGAGAAGAACAACAGAGGACAAUGCAUGUGAGUACUCAAUUGAAGUCAUCAGUACAGUCAAGUGUAGCUUUUAUGUGGACCACCGUCUUAAGUCGGCAACUACAGAAGAGGAUGCAGUACAACUGAUACAUGGACUAACUUCACUCUGUAAAAGGCGCGGCUUCCAUCUUCAAAAAUGGGUAUCCAACAGUCGUGAAGUGUUGGCAUUGAUUCCAAGUGAUUUCAGAGCAGCGGACAUAAAGGAAAUGGAUUUGGACAGGAACCAGCUUCCCCUAGAAAGAGUGCUUGGAAUGGAGUGGUGUGUUGAAGGCAACACGCUCAGCUUCAGAACUGCAGUGCAGGAUCACCCACACAUGGGAGAGGCAUCUUAUCUGUGGAAAAGGUACGAGUCGCACCUCUGAAACAAGUCACCAUCCCACGCCUCGAGCUUGCUGCUGCUGUGCUUGCUGUUCGUUUGGAUAAGAUGCUGUUGAGAGAGCUCCAAUUAAAACUGGAAAGGAUUCCUAUUAUACGAUUGAACUUCAAAAUUCCCAACUCUUCCAGCAAAAUUAAGGUUUCUUUGUCAAUUUCUCUCGUAUGAAAUCAGCCCAGAAUGAAAAGUGUGCAGAGUCUGUUUGGAUCAGCAUCCUAUUAUUCCCAGACUGGAGAUGUCGAGCCAUCACACCAUUCAGGAAGGAAACGGGUUCUGUGUGCUAGAGGCGAACAGGUUCUGGUUUAAAAUGAGUUAACCAGCACCAGAACAAAAUACCCUAUUAAGAUGCUGAAGUUGGGAAGAGACUUAUUAUCCUGUACCAACAUGAGCUGAAAGGAGACAUGUCCUACAGUCUAAUGAAAAAACUGAAGUGUUUGAACAUAAUGACCAUUGUCAAGCAAAGUCAACACCAGUGACUGUCCACUGUCUCUACAUGCUCAUCCAGGAGGAGUGAAUGCUGCAAGUCACUGACUGGAUGCAAUCUGCUGGGUUUCCUUAGAUAG